Protopolystoma xenopodis is the source of this 417-nucleotide messenger RNA. Lineage: Eukaryota; Metazoa; Platyhelminthes; Monogenea; Polystomatidea; Polystomatidae. The record is from the annotation of a GenBank genome assembly.
CUUAACUUUUUCACCGAUUUGAUUCAAUUCAACACUCCCUUGAUAUUUUGGAUUUCUGGCUUUUAUUUCACUCAGUCGUUUCUUGCUGGAGUUUUGCAGAAUUAUGCUCGCAAGUACACUAUACCUAUAGAUACUUUGGGAUUUGAAUUCACUGUGACAAAUGUAUACAUAAGAGAUGUAGUAGCUUUGUCUUCCCUAGCCAGCUCUACGCGAGUGACAACUUCAGAUGGAGCUGCAGUCACGUCAGAGGCAGCAACUCGUCUUAUGACGUCUGUAGCUAUUGUCCCUGUCAAUAAAGCAGUCCCAAACACUCGUCUGAACCAACUAUCUAACGGACUCGAGAGUCCUGAGGAUGGAGCCUAUAUUGUGGGCAUUUUUCUGGAAGGAGCACGCUGGGAUACCACUGAAGACCAGUAA